Molecule: messenger RNA, 648 nt
Organism: Elephantulus edwardii (Cape elephant shrew)
Lineage: Eukaryota; Metazoa; Chordata; Mammalia; Macroscelidea; Macroscelididae
Exons: 3
Coding region: 1-648 (215 amino acids)
Source: RefSeq, a predicted model, not a curated record
AUGAAAAUUGGCCGCUUAAAAUGGAUUUUCUCAGCUAAACAAAAAGCUUGCAGUUAUAAGUUAAGGAUUCAGUUUAGUAAUCCAAUCAUUUCUGCACUUCAGCUCCCUUACACGAUCAAGGAAUACAGGGGUAACAAGCGUUACGCAAAGACCUGCCUGAAGAGAAAUCGUAAACAUCAAGUUCUUGAAGCCCUCACAGUCCACACGGCCCUCACAGCCCUCACAGCCCUCACAGUCCACACAGCCCUCACAGCCCUCACAAUCCACACAGCCCUCACAGUCCACACAGCCCUCACAGCUCUCACAGCCCUCACAGUCCACACAGCCCUCACAGUCCACACAGCCCUCACAGCCCUCACAGCCCUCACAGUCCACACAGCCCUCACAGUCCACACAGCCCUCACAGCCCUCACAGUCCAUACAGCCCUCACAGUCCACACAGCCCUCACAGCCCUCACAGCCCACACAGCCCUCACAGUCCACACAGCCCUCACAGUUCACACAGCCCUCACAGCCCUCACAGCCCUCACAGCCCUCACAGCCCUCACACCCUCACAGCCCUCACAGUCCACACAACCCUCACAGUCCACACAGCCCUCACAGUCCACACAGCCCUCACAGUCCACACAGCCCUCACAGUCCACAUAG